Messenger RNA from Chelonus insularis, 4836 nucleotides. RefSeq names its product solute carrier family 12 member kcc (gene kcc). NCBI's taxonomy places the organism in Eukaryota, Metazoa, Arthropoda, Insecta, Hymenoptera, Braconidae. Gene Ontology annotation, cellular component: plasma membrane. The transcript has 13 exons. Gene Ontology annotation, molecular function: potassium:chloride symporter activity. Bases 861 to 4226 code for a protein of 1121 amino acids. The record is from RefSeq and is a predicted model, not a curated record. Gene Ontology annotation, biological process: potassium ion homeostasis; cell volume homeostasis; chloride ion homeostasis.
UUAUUAUCGUUGCAUGUUGAAUGAUAUAUAGAAUCCAAAUGUAAAAUUUCACGUGUAAUGUGGUUGAGCUGCAUUUAGGAGUGGUGUUGCUAAUAGAAAUAAACAAUUUUCUAUAAAAUAACAUUUACUAGUAAUUAACAAUGACAACUAACAUUUGAAUACGAUUUGUUAUGAAUUAUGAUAACAUAAAUAAUGUAAUUGGGGGUAGGACUGUGUAAUUGUAUAAAUUCUCAUGGUAAUUAAGCAGUUAGUGUUUCGUAUUAGUGUGCGUUGAACUGUUUUACGUAUCGCGUGGAUCGCGUUUAUUACUUUGUACGUAGGAGGAAUCAGAAGCAGAAGGAAUAACUUUUACGAUUCAGUAGUGCAGCUGCGCUCGAAUACAAAAACGUGCUCUGCAGUUAGUAGCGUUCUUUUCUGUAUAUAUCUGUAUCUUUUUUUUUAUCCCUUUUAAGUCUUACAAAUAGUCUUUUCCAAUCUUCGGAGUUUACAUUGAGUUUUGCUAAGAGAAUUAUUUUUUUCCCCCCUUUUAUUUAAUAUUCAACUACAGUACUUUUUGUUGACGAUGAAUUAAGAGAAAUAAUUUUUUUUUUUUUCUCUCGAAAAUCGUUUGAAAUAAACUGGAGUAGUAAAAAUAUUUUUUAUACCGGCGAAUGGAGAAUUCAUUUACAAAACAUCGAAGAAAAAAGAGUGUAGGAGAUUGAAUUUCAAGUAAACUAUUGAUUAAAUCAACGUAUUUCAACUGAUCAACAUAUCUGUGACUUAUUUAUUAUUUUCUUUUUUUAUAAAAAAAAAAAAAAAAUUAAAAGAUUGUGCAAUUGUUACUUUUAAUUGAUUUUUGGGUUUAAAUAAAAACCAUCAAGAUGCAAGAACGAUUUAUUGUGACUCCAGCCAAUAACAGCAAUGCUCAUUACGAUUGUGGUGUAUUACAAUCGAAUCAAUCGUCUGCUCAUGACUAUGGUGAUGGUGGCAAUGCUGGUGAUGGCGAGCCCAUCGUUGGUAGUGGCAAUUUCGAAAAAAAGCCUGGAUAUGAAACCAAUCUCUACUUGUAUAGUGAGGAUUUGGAUGAUCGACCGCGUAUUGCCACUUUACUUAAUAAUUUGGCAAGUUACAGUAAUACAAUUCCAGUUGCUACUGAUCCUGAUAGUAAACCAACGCCCACUGCAGGAGGUGGUGGUGAUGGCGGUGGUGCACGAAUGGGCACAUUAGUGGGUGUCUUUUUACCUUGCAUCCAAAACAUUUUUGGUGUUAUUCUAUUCAUCCGUCUUACCUGGGUCGUUGGUACAGCUGGUGCUAUUCAAGGAUUCUUAAUUGUUUUGUGCUGUUGCUCUGUUACUAUGUUGACAGCUAUCAGUAUGAGUGCAAUAGCUACCAAUGGUGUAGUGCCAGCUGGUGGUUCUUAUUUCAUGAUAUCAAGAAGUCUUGGUCCUGAAUUUGGUGGUGCUGUGGGUAUGCUUUUCUACACUGGUACCACGUUAGCUGCUGCUAUGUACAUUAUUGGAGCAGUUGAAAUAGUCUUGACAUAUAUGGCACCAUCGCUCAGCAUCUUUGGAGACUUUACAAAGGAUCCGAACAUCAUGUACAACAAUUUCCGAGUUUACGGUACUGGUCUACUUGUGGUAAUGGGUACCAUAGUUUUUAUUGGAGUUAAGUUCGUCAACAAAUUUGCUGGAGUUGCUCUCGCUUGCGUAAUAUUCUCUAUAAUAGCGGUUUAUGUGGGUCUCUUUACCAAUAUCAAUGGCAACGAAUCUCUUAAAAUUUGCGUACUAGGUAAACGCUUGUUGAAAGAUAUUGAAAACAGUGAAUGUCACAAAAAUGAAUCUGGAACUCUCUGGAACAUUUUCUGUAAUAACCAAACUAGAAUAUGUGAUGAUUAUUACAAUACCCAUAAUGUAUCACUUGUCACUGGUAUUAGAGGACUUGCUAGUGGAGUUUUUCUAGAAAAUUUAUUCGGUAGUUUUCAAGAACAAGGACAGUAUAUUUCUUACGGAAAUGAUCCAAUUGAUAUUGAUAAAAUGACUCCGUCAUCUUACAAUUUUAUUCAAAAUGAUUUGACAACUGCAUUCACCAUUUUGAUCGGUAUUUUCUUUCCAUCCGUAACAGGUAUAAUGGCUGGUUCCAACCGAUCGGGAGACUUGGCGGAUGCCCAAAAAUCGAUUCCAAUUGGUACAAUUUGUGCUAUACUAACAACGUCGACAGUUUAUUUAUCAAGUGUUUUACUAUUUGCCGGUACUGUGGAUAAUUUAUUACUCCGAGACAAGUUUGGGCAAAGUAUUGGUGGCAAGUUAGUAGUAGCAAACAUUGCCUGGCCGAAUCAAUGGGUAAUUCUCAUUGGUUCAUUUUUAUCAACAUUGGGAGCUGGACUACAAUCUCUAACAGGAGCACCUAGAUUACUUCAAGCUAUAGCAAAGGAUGAAAUAAUACCAUUCUUAACACCAUUUGCAGUAAGCUCGAGUCGUGGAGAACCAACUCGGGCACUCGUUCUCACUGUCAUCAUAUGUCAGUGUGGUAUACUUCUGGGUAAUGUUGAUUAUCUAGCACCUUUACUAUCCAUGUUUUUCUUGAUGUGUUACGGUUUUGUAAAUUUGGCUUGUGCUCUACAAACUCUCCUAAAAACUCCCAAUUGGCGACCACGUUUCAAGUACUACCACUGGAGCUUAUCCUUCAUUGGAUUAUCCCUAUGUAUCGCUAUCAUGUUCAUGACCAGCUGGUACUAUGCUUUACUUGCGAUGGGAAUGGCCGGCUGUAUAUACAAAUAUAUCGAAUACCGUGGUGCUGAAAAAGAAUGGGGUGAUGGAAUACGUGGUUUAGCACUUUCAGCUGCUAGAUAUUCACUACUAAAACUAGAAGAAGGUCCACCUCAUACCAAAAACUGGCGUCCACAAAUUCUGAUCUUUGUUAAGCUCACAGAUACACUAAUGCCUAAAUAUCGUAAAUUAUUUGCUUUUGCAAGCCAAUUGAAAGCUGGAAGGGGAUUAACUGUAUGUGUUAGUUGUAUUGAAGGUGAUUAUACAAAAAAUUCUGGACAAGUUCUCGCAGCUAAACAAAAUCUUCGUAAAAUAGCCGAUGAAGAGAAAGUUAAAGGAUUUGUUGAAGUACUUGUAGCACGCGAUAGAACUGACGGUAUCAGUGCAUUAAUACAAACAACUGGUCUUGGUGGAAUGAAACCCAAUACUGUGAUACUUGGUUGGCCUUAUGGUUGGCGUGAGCCCAAUGACGACAAAACAUGGAGAGUUUUUAUUCAAGCUGUACGAAAUGUCACUACCGCACGAAUGGCCUUACUUGUGCCAAAAGGUAUAAACUUUUUCCCGGAUUCAACAGAGAAAGUUGUUGGUUACAUUGACGUCUGGUGGGUGGUACAUGACGGUGGACUUCUCAUGCUUUUACCCUUCUUACUUAAACAACAUCGUACUUGGAAAAAUUGUAAAAUGCGAAUUUUUACUGUGGCACAAAUGGAAGAUAACUCUAUUCAAAUGAAAAAGGAUCUUAAAAAGUUGUUAUACAAUUUGCGAAUCGAUGGAGAGAUUGAAAUUGUGGAAAUGAUGGACUCUGAUAUUUCAGCUUAUACAGUCGAAAGAACUUUAGUGAUGGAACAAAGAAAUCAAAUGUUGCGGGAAUUGCGACUCAAUAAAAAAGAGUCACUAGGAUUGGUGCCGUCUGUGGUGGAAUUCAACGAGGUACUCGCCGAAGAAAAAUUACCUCUGGUACAAGCAGUUGUUGAUCAUCAUCACAAUGUCGAUGUCAAGACAGCAACAAAAGUAAGGUUCCAGGAACCAGGUGUACAGUCAUCAGGUGGAACUGAUGAAGCUCAGGAAAAACUUGUUCAACCAGAAAAUACCGAAAAAGAAAAUGAAAAUACCGAGAGUAAUGAAGAUAAUACAGAAGCUAAAUGUCAAGAUGAAGCUAAAGAAAAGGAUGACAAAGAAUCAAAAGAAAAAGUUACUGAGAAGUCUGAAAGUGGUACAUCACCUAAUAACUCUAGACCACCAAUCACACCUGAUGAAGAUGAUGUUAGACGUAUGCAUACUGCAGUAAAACUGAACGAGAUUAUAGUCAACAAGAGUCAUGACGCUCAAUUAGUCAUACUGAAUCUUCCUGGUCCUCCAAGAGACACUAAAUUGGAACGGGAAUCAAACUAUAUGGAAUUCCUUGAGGUUUUAACAGAGAGUUUGGAAAAAGUAUUAAUGGUGCAUGGUGCCGGACGCGAAGUUAUUACAAUGUAUUCGUGAAGUGACUUGACGAGGAUUAGAAACAGCAAGAAUAUAAAAUUAAUAGAACAAGAUGAAUUUUACAAUUCAAUUUCUUUGAUAUUUGUCAACAUAGAACUAAUAUCACAACGCUAUUGUUGGCUCCUCCAAUGCCACUUAAUGCGAUUAAAUAGAUAUGACUUUUGUCUUUCAAAAUCUACUGAUACAUUUGUUUCAUAUUCCAAAAGAAUUUCAUUUAAUAAUUCAGUUAUUCAAGUACGAUAAAAACAGAAUAAACAUGUAAGAAAAAUAAAGAAUGCUCGAGGAUUACAAUGGAAAUUUCAUUGACUGCUGGCCUCGUAAUAUCUAAACAAGUUACAAGCUUCGAUGAUAAUGCCAAAGUAACGUGCCAAGGAUAAGUUUCCUUCGAGUGGAUUCCAAAGAUAUAAAAUGACACAAAAUAAAAAUAAUUAAAAUAUAUGUUAGGUAAUGCACUCUUUGUUAGAAUUUGUCACGAAUAUCGCUCUACAAAAAAACGAGUCUGAAGUUACGGAUAAUUUUAUCACUGAUUAAUAUUAAUGUAAUGUGUGACAAGCUUCAUUUCGACAGACAUGUAAUAGAAGGAAUCUAUUUCAAAAAUUGAAAAAAAAAA